Molecule: messenger RNA, 1998 nt
Organism: Prunus avium (sweet cherry)
Lineage: Eukaryota; Viridiplantae; Streptophyta; Magnoliopsida; Rosales; Rosaceae
Product: Transducin/WD40 repeat-like superfamily protein
Biological process (GO): autophagosome assembly
Molecular function (GO): protein binding
Source: RefSeq, a predicted model, not a curated record
CCCGCGUCCCCUUCUCCUUAAGCCUGCCUCUUCCGACUUCAUUGGGUUGGAUCUCUAGCAGUAUACGCAACCCCUGCUUUUUUCCGGGACUCACUUGGAAUUUACAUUCCAUUCUUUUCGAUUUUUCCGAUUUCUCAAGGAUUUUGAGUUCCCGUUUCUUUGAGGUUAAAGGUCUAUACGAAUUUUCACAAUCAGGAAUUACCCCUGCGCCCUUAGCAACAUGAUUGCAUCCUCUUCGUAAAGCCCUAACACCAUCGAUUGCUUUGGCACAGUGCUCGAUUCGAUCACAAUGUCACAGGAGGAGAUAGCAAGGGAAGCGAUAAAGCACGCACUGAAGGCUCUUCGGAAGCGGCAUUUGCUCGAAGAAGGUGCUCAUGCUCCGGCUUUUAUCGCUCUUGCGAGGCCAAUUGCUCAUCAGGGCUCAGAAUGGAAGGAGAAAGCAGAGAGUUUGGAACUCGAACUUCAGCAAUGUUACAAAGCUCAAUCUCGAUUGUCCGAGCAACUUGUGGUGGAAGUAGCAGAGUCCAGAGCUUCAAAAGCUUCACUUCAAGAGAAAGAAGCAGCAGUGGCUGAUCUCCAAAAGGAGUUAACAGAAAAAAGGGAUGAAUGCUCUCAAUUAACGACUGACUUAGAAGAGAAGAUUAAAGCCUUAGACUUGGUUGUGAGUGAGAACAAGGAAAUAAGAGCGCAGCUUGAAGAAAUGUCUAUUAGAGCUAAGAAUGCUGAGGCUGAAAGUAAGGUGUUAAUUGACCGCUGGAUGUUGGAAAAGAUGAAGGAUGCUGAACGCCUUAACGAGGCAAAUGCACUCUAUGAAGAUAUGAUUGAGCGGCUCAGGGCCAGUGGUCUGGAAAAACUUGCUAGGCAGCAAGUAGAUGGUGUGGUCCGCCAAAGUGAAGAAGGUGCUGAGUACUUUGUGGAGUCAACAAUUCCCUCUGCAUGCAAGAGCAGGAUCCAUGCCCAUGAAGGUGGUUGUGCUUCCAUAUUAUUUGAGUACAAUUCUGGCAAAUUGAUUACUGGCGGACAGGACGGGUCCAUCAAAAUGUGGGAUACAAAUACUGGGGCACUAAAUCAUACACUUCAUGGUUGCAUUGGUUCCGUUCUUGAUAUUACCAUUACCCAUGAUAAUAGAUCUAUCAUUGCAGCAAGCAGCUCAAACAAAUUGUAUGCCUGGGAUGUUAGCUCGGGGAGGGUUCGCCAUACUCUCACUGGCCACAUGGAUAAAGUAUGUGCUGUAGAUGUUAGCAAUUCGAGUCGUCAUGUUGUGAGCGCAGCCUAUGAUCGUACCAUAAAAGUUUGGGAUUUGCAGAAAGGUUACUGCACCAACACAAUUAUUUUCCCCAAAAACUGCAAUGCUCUUUGCUUCAGCAUGGAUGGACAGACCAUAUGUUCUGGGCACGUCGAUGGAAACCUUCGCUUGUGGGAUAUUGAGAAAGGAAAGCUACUCAGUGAAGUAGCUGCACAUUCAAAUGCUGUUACAUCCAUAUCUUUGUCCCGAAAUGGCAACGUUGUAUUGACAAGUGGAAGAGACAACGUGCAUAAUUUGUUUGAUAUGCGGUCUCUGGAAGUCUGCGGCACAUUAAGGGCCACCGGAAACAGAGUGGCGUCUAACUGGAGCCGGUCCUGUAUCAGUCCAGACGACAAUUAUGUUGCCGCUGGAUCUGCCGAUGGUUCUGUGUAUAUUUGGUCAAUCUCUAAGGCCGACAUUGUGAGCACUCUGAAGGAACACACUGCAUCUGUGCUGUGUUGUUCAUGGAGUGGGCAUGGAAAACCUCUAGCUUCUGCGGACAAGAACGGCAUUGUUUGCACUUGGGCGUGAAUCGUUUGGCUGAGGCCAUUUAUUCUUGUUUCCACAAGAAACAUCUCACUCAUACACAAUGUACACAAGUUUUAAUAGAUUUGGUGUAAAUAUUUGAUUGAUUCAUCUCGAAUUGUACCAUGUGUGCAGUCAUUCUUCUCUCUUUCUCAUACAGAGUUCCUGAAUAAAUUUUAUUCAUUUUU